This is a messenger RNA of Gilbertella persicaria, 597 nucleotides long. RefSeq names its product CTAG/Pcc1 family. Gene Ontology annotation, cellular component: EKC/KEOPS complex. The record is from RefSeq and is a predicted model, not a curated record. The transcript is spliced from 3 exons. Bases 8 to 247 code for a protein of 79 amino acids. Lineage: Eukaryota; Fungi; Mucoromycota; Mucoromycetes; Mucorales; Choanephoraceae.
CUUAAGCAUGGAUAGUAAAAUUUUUGUAGAGAUUCCUUUUCCUAAUGAACGUUUGGCUUCUAUUGCACAACAAGUUAUGAAUGUAGACAAGGAACUCAAGACAGACCAAGUGAAGCGAGUCAUUACAAGUAAAGAUAACCUUUUACAAGUACAUUUUGAAUGUUAUAACACAAAGAUGCUUCGUGUGGCAGUCAAUUCAUUUUUAGAGUAUCUUACUAUGGUGACGCGAACAAUGGAUGCUUUUUGAAUAAAGCGAGAGGGAACUUGUACAGCUUAAAACAUCACUCCAUUGAAGACACUCUUUGAAACCAAACUAAAAAAAAAAUCAAAGAAUUAAAUAGGUUGAAUAAUCAACAGCCUAUCGUCUUUUUGUCUACAGUCAUUGCGACACAAUGGGAAUAGUAAUAUUUUUUUUUUAAAUAAUCAAAUGCUUUAUUUGUUCUUUAAAAGGGCGCUGUUGCUGAAAGCCAUUUGACGAUAGAGAUAACGCGAAGGAUAGGUCUUAUCACUAUUGAAUUUUUGUCUAAAACAACUGAAGUUUUGAAAGCAUAGACCCACUUUUACUUUGGUUCCAUGGUGCCUUAAGAAAACAUAGAG